CUGCAGCACUCUUCAAGGCCUUCUGCUGUGUAAUAAGUUGCAAAUCAAACAUGCAGUUACAGAAGCUGAAAUUCAGAAGCUGAAGACUAAGCUGCAGGCUGCCGAGAAUGAGAAGGUGAGGUGGGAAUUGGAGAAGACCCAACUCCAGCAGAACAUUGAGGAGAAUAAGGAAAGGAUGAUGAAAUUAGAGAGUUACUGGAUUGAGGCACAAACCCUGUGUCACACGGUGAAUGAGCACCUCAAGGAGACGCAAAGCCAGUAUCAGGCUCUGGAGAAGAAAUAUAACAAGGCAAAGAAAUUAAUCAAGGAUUUUCAGCAAAAAGAACUUGAUUUCAUCAAACGCCAGGAAGCUGAACGGAAGAAAAUUGAAGAUCUGGAGAAAGCACACCUUGCAGAGGUUCAGGGCUUACAGGCUCGUAUACGAGACUUGGAAGCAGAAGUUUUCAGGCUAAUGAAGCAAAAUGGGAGCCAGGUUAACAAUAACAACAACAUUUUUGAAAGGCAGACAUCGUUUGGAGAAGUUUCUAGAGGAGAUCCAGUGGAAAACCUAGAUACUAAGCAAGUGUCCUGCCUGGAUGGCUUAAGUCAAGAUUUCAACGAAGCGGUGCCAGAAACGGAGAGACUGGACUCCAAAGCUCUGAAGACCCGAGCUCAGCUUUCGGUGAAGAACAAGCGGCAGAGACCUUCUAGGACCAGGCUGUACGACAGCAUCAGUUCCACGGACGGAGAGGACAGCCUGGAACGGAAG
Messenger RNA from Leptosomus discolor (cuckoo roller), 748 nucleotides. Lineage: Eukaryota; Metazoa; Chordata; Aves; Leptosomiformes; Leptosomidae. The record is from RefSeq and is a predicted model, not a curated record.